Messenger RNA from Diatraea saccharalis (sugarcane borer), 3077 nucleotides. The record is from the annotation of a GenBank genome assembly. Lineage: Eukaryota; Metazoa; Arthropoda; Insecta; Lepidoptera; Crambidae.
GACAUGGGUGUUGGUUGUUGGCGUUUAAGUUAUUGAAAUGUGAAGUCACACGGUGCGCCCGCUUCUUGGUUCUUGUAAUCCACAGACUAUAAAUUAUAGCAAGUUAAUAAUGCAAAAAUAAAAUAUACUUAUUUACUACAAUUUAUUUUAAAACAAAAAGUACUACAUAGUUAUUGUUCACAUAUAACUUGCAAUUAUUACUGUUGUUUGCAAAAGAAAAUUAAGGAAUAUUCCAAACAGUUGAUGUUUUUUAGAUAUACAUAAUCGUACCGGUACAUUAUAGUAAUAACUGGUGAUGUAUUAGUCUUUUUCUUUAUUACAGCCUGAAGGCGGCUACCUUUUGAAAUGCGCGAACCUUCUAGAAAUGUCCUGGACAUUACAGAAUAAGUGGUCGCCGAUUGCGCCGUUCCACCAUCGUAUGAAGUUCGAAAUUGAAUAUAUGGAUGAGUCUUAUAUCAAAAUCAUUACCCAAGCUCACCGUCAACUGUCCAAUCCAGCGAUAGAUACAGACGAGCGAACGUUACUGCUAUCCAAAAUAAUAUCUACAUGUUUAGAAGCUCAGGGUCCUACGCAGGAGUUGUACGAAAGCAUGUCUUCAGACCCUGAAACAGCUAUGUCUUUGAAAAAUAGACGAAUGACGUUAGACAAAGAGCUUGAAGCGCCGGUGCACACUAAAAAUAAAGACACAGAAAUCAUGGCCCCACCAAAAUCGUUGCCGAAGAAAACUAAACCUAAGGGCAAAGAAAACGUAGUCGAAAACGCUAAAGCGAAAAGACCCAGUGAAGAGAAUGUCAACAAAACAAAAAAAACUUACAAUGACAGUGAACUUUCUAAAAAGCAUGAAAUGAAAUCUCCUAACGAAGUUAUUAAAGAAAAACUUGUAAAUAAGGAAAAAAGUGUUGUUGUAAAUCUUAAUAAAGAAGGAACAAAAACUAAUGUAAGCAAAGUCGAUAAAUUAAACACUAAUAAUGUUAACAAAGACAGUACUAAUACUGGAGAAGCAAACCCUAAAAGUAAAGAGGAAAACACUAAAACUAAAGAAGCAAAUACUACAACUAAAGAAGCAAACACUAAAAAUAAAGAAGCAAACACUAAAACUAAAGAAGCAAAUGCUAAAACUAAAGAAGCAAAUGCUAAAUCUAAGGAAGCAAAUAUUAAAACUAAGGUAUCAAAUACUAAAACUAAAGAAGCAAGUACUAAAACUAAAGAAUUAAUGGAUAUUGAUGCUAUGAAAAGUACUGAACAGAAUGUAAUUACUAAGAGUGCAAAAAAUAAAACAACACCAGAAACUAAUACAUCUAAUAACACGAGCAUAAAAGGUACCGCAAUUACUAAAAUUAAUAAGGCAGAUUCUGGUAAAAAGCUUUCCCAAAACGAACCAAACACAGACAAUAUAGAAAAAGCAAAUAAAGAAAUAAACCAUGAAAAGCAGCCUAUGAAAUCUAAUAACAAGAAUAAAGAAAAAGUGGAAAAUAUGAAUCUUAAAGAUAAACCUAUCAACUCAAAUUCUGCUAAAACAGUAAAAAAACUAAAUACUGAAAACAAAGACAAUGCUAAAACUAAACCAUCAAAGAUACAUGCUAUUCCGAAUUCUGACAAAAUUGAAAAAAAUCAAGUUAAAACUGUUUUUCCCAAUAACAAACAAGUGAAUAAUGUGCAACAUGAACAUAUAAAAAAUAAGCCACAAACAAAGGAUGUUGAAAAAGCUAAAACUGUAAGCAGUAAAACCAAAGUUCCAAAUAAACUUAUGACGUAUAAUGACAAAGAAAAUAAAGAGACUACUAAAAAAAUCAAAGAAAAAACUAAUAAUGAAGUCGAGAAAGUAGUCGAAAAAAAUAAAAAUGUCGCCAAUCUCAAAAGAAAGAGCAACUUAGCUGAGCUACAUGAUAAAGGUGACGAUAACAAUGAACAAAAUGUUGCCUCUGCAAAAAAGCCAAAAUUAUCUAAACCUGAAAUAGCCAAAAACGUGACUAAUAAUAAAUCGGAUAAACCUGAAGCAACAGUAAGUAAUUCAAAAAAGGCACAAGAUAUUAUUAAACCACAAAAUAAAAUGAUCAACAAGUUCACUGUCAAUAAUCUAAAAAAUAAAACUGGUAGCAUCAAAACAUUAAAAACUGGCAACAUUCAAAGAGUUUUUAACGCUAGCAACAUGUCAAGGCAAAGUUCGGAGAAAGCUUCUAAAAUACCGCAAAAGAAGUCAUUGAAUUCUGAAUCUAAGUUGAAGAAAAACCCUCUAAGAAUUAGUCCAAGUAAGUGAUUUAUAUUGAUAAAUCUAUGACAAGGUAUAAAGAUUGUCACUUUAAUUCAAAAUUAAGUCAACAGGAACCUAAAUCAAAAGUUUUAAUAACCUAUUUCAUAAUUUAUAUAAAGGAAUUAUGCAAGUCAAACGACUUGGAUAUAUUUUACUGUAUUAUGUAAAGGGCCAGGUGAUUGAUGAUCAACAAUUUUUUUUUUGUUGAAUCUUAUUGAACAUGCGUUAGCAUUUGUAUUACAAAUAUUUUAUUUCACUCAAAAAUUAUUGUACUUUUCCUGUGGCAAUUAUGUUCAUGCGUUAUAAUUUUCUACUCUUCGACAAAAGUUUUAAUAAUCUAUUUCAUAAUUUAUAUAAAGAAAUUAUGCAAGUCAAAUGACUUGGAUAUAUUUUACUGUAUUAUGUAAAGGGCCAGGUGAUUGAUGAUCAACAAUAUUUUUUUUUGUUGAAUCUUAUUGAACAUGCAUUAGCAUUUGUAUUACAAAUAUUUCAUUUCACUCAAAAAUUAUUGUUCUUUUUAGUAUAAUUUUCUACUCUUCGAUAUGUCCUCUCUAAUUGUUAAUCAUUGUUGUUGCUAACUGUGGAAACCUUUUAUUGCCCAUCCGAGAUAUAAUUUAAAGUCUACAUAUAAAUAUCAUGUGCUGUUGGCAUUCCCGAAAGCUCGCGAUCAAAUGUAUAUCAAAAUUGUGGCCUAUACAUGGUGUAACACUAAGAAUAUAUCUUUGUAUUUGUUAUAGUAUCAAAGUUUCCCAGACUGAUGAUUCUUAAUGUAUACCGUAUAUUAGAAAGCGAGCGUCGAGCUUUCUGACUAAAAAGUCGCAAGUUC